GGGGAGCCCGCGCCCCAUCGCGGGCGAGUAGGUAGUACUGCGAGUGGGAGUGGACCCGCGACAGAAGAGGAGGCACUGAAGGGGAGACUCAGAGAGGAGUAUGCCGAGCACGGACCUUCUGAUGUUGAAGGCCUUUGAGCCCUACUUCGAGAUUUUGGAAGUAUAUUCCACAAAAGCCAAGAAUUAUGUAAACGGGCACUGCACCAAGUAUGAGCCCUGGCAGUUGAUUUUGUGGAGUGUCCUGUGGACCCUGCUGCUCGUCUGGCUGUAUGAGUUUGUUUUCCAGCCUGAGAGUUUAUGGUCAAGGUUUAAAAAGAAAUGUUUUAAGCUCAUCAGGAAGAUGCCUAUUAUUGGUCGCAAGAUUCAGGAUAAGGUGAAGAAGACCAAGGAUGAUAUUAACAAGAGCAUGUCAUUCCUGAAAGUAGACAAAGAGUACGUGAAAGCUUUGCCCACGCAAGGUCUGAGCUCAUCUGAAGUUUUGGAGAAGCUCAAGGAAUACAGCUCUAUGGAUGGUGUGUGGCAAGAAGGGAGAGCCUCUGGAGCCGUCUACAGUGGGGAGGAGAAGCUCACCGAACUCCUUGUGAAGGCUUAUGGAGAUUUUGCAUGGAGUAAUCCGCUGCAUCCAGACAUCUUCCCAGGACUACGAAAGAUAGAGGCAGAGAUUGUGAGGAUAGCUUGUUCCCUGUUUAAUGGGGGACCGGAUUCCUGUGGUUGUGUGACCUCUGGGGGGACAGAAAGUAUCUUAAUGGCCUGCAAAGCUUAUCGGGACCUGGCCUUAGACAAUGGGAUCAAGACUCCAGAAAUAGUGGCCCCUCAGAGUGCCCAUGCUGCAUUUGACAAAGCAGCCAGUUAUUUUGGGAUGAAGAUUAUACGAGUUCCACUAAACAAAAUGAUGGAGGUGGAUGUUCGGGCAAUGAAGAGAGCCAUCUCCAGGAACACUGCAAUGCUCGUCUGUUCGGUCCCACAGUUUCCUCAUGGCAUAGUAGAUCCUGUUCCUGAAGUGGCCAAGCUGGCUGUCAAAUACAAAAUACCUCUUCACGUGGAUGCUUGUCUGGGGGGCUUCCUCAUCGUCUUCAUGGAGAAAGCAGGAUACCCAUUGGAGUACAUGUUUGAUUUCCGAGUGAAAGGUGUGACCAGCAUAUCAGCUGAUACUCACAAGUAUGGCUAUGCCCCCAAAGGCUCUUCAGUGCUGUUAUACAGUGACAAGAAAUACAGGAGCUAUCAGUUCUUCGUUGCUACAGAUUGGCAGGGUGGCAUCUAUGCUUCUCCAACCAUCGCAGGCUCUCGGCCUGGUGGCAUCAGUGCAGCUUGCUGGGCUGCCUUGAUGCACACGGGUGAGAGUGGAUAUGUUGAUGCAACCAGACAGAUCAUCAAAACGACUCGCUUCCUCAAGUCAGAACUGGAAAAGGUCAAGGGCAUCUUUGUUUUUGGGAACCCUCAGAUAUCAGUUAUUGCCCUGGGCUCCCGCGAUUUUGACAUCUAUCGACUGUUUAACCUGAUGACUGCUAAAGGCUGGUUCUUGAACCAGUUGCAGUUCCCACCCAGUAUUCAUUUCUGCAUCACGCUAGUACACACCCGGAAGCGGGUAGCUAUCCAGUUCCUAAAGGACAUCCGGGAGUCUGUCACUCAGAUCAUGAAGAAUCCUAAAGCGAAGACCACAGGAAUGGGUGCAGUCUACGGCAUGGCCCAGGCGACGGUCGACAGGAACCUGGUGGCAGAAUUGAGCUCGGUCUUCUUGGACAGCCUUUUCAGCACAGAUGCUAUAACUCAGGGCAGCCAAAUGAAUGGCUCUCCAAAACCCCACUGAGCCCAGACCGUUUCUUGCCCCAAGGCGUUUCUGGCCUCCAGAAGGUUCUUGGGGUGUGGAAUAGGCCACGCACAGUUUCAACAUGGCCUUGCUCCAGAGAGCACAAUGAGACAGGCCAUGAGACAGUUUGAUCCUCAGGAUGCUUGUUCCUCCUCUUACCAUUUUCUUACGGUUUUUAAUGUGAAGAUCUCCCAAAAUUCCAUUACAUAAUAAUUUUGUCAUGUUGAUAAAUGUUACCCUGGGAAUUGUUAUAACCAUUUCCUUCUCUAACCUCCCUAGCUUUCAACUUCCACUUAAUCAUUGUGUGGCAGCUCUGACCUGCCCUGAUUCCUUAGGGGAGCUGGGGUACAGUUUAUGAGCUAGAAGGUUUUCUUUAUUUCAGGCAGAUUGGCUAGUCAGAUGGGAAGCAUUUAGGUAACAGAUGUCCCCCAGUGGGUGUUAGCCAUACUCUAAACAGGAGGCCUUUUCAGCUUGUCUUUGAGUAGGUUAGUUGGCCCUCUUAGAGUCAGUUUAUUAGAAUUUGUUUUUCCAGGACACACAUCACCAGGCUGCUGCCCGUUUGCAGGGCCUGUCUACACAGAGGCUUGGGAGCAGCCCCUGGGUCCUGUUCUGUGCUGGCAGUUCCAUUUGGCACGUGGGUACCAUCAUUUUUGGAGAUUGAUGUUUGAAAACAAUAACCCCAUCGGUUUGUUCUUAUUUCCAUGGACUGGAGGGAGGGCGUGGUUUGCUGAGAAUCUAGGACUUUCUGGACCAGGGCUACCUCUGAAAUGGCAGUGAUCCUAGUGCGCCUGCUGGUGCUGAGAAGCCAGACUGUUUUCUCUGAGGAUCAGAGUGGGACGAACACCGACAUCAGAUGCAUGUCACAAGGGCACUUUGUUGCUUUAAGGCAUCAGUAGGAGAACGUUUGCUUAAAGGAGCUUUCCAGAAGCACCUUCACACCUUGCCUUGGUUUACCCUAAGUGGGUGCGAGGAGUCGUGAGGGCACCCCCAGGCAGGGACAAUGUUCUCUCUUCAUUAGUGUGUCCUUCCUGCCUUUCUCCCCUUUAUUCAACUCCAAAAGGUACUAUGGCAACUUAGCCUCAGGUACUAGAUGCUUUUCAGCCUGGCUAGGAUGAGAGAAACUUUGUGGAAUAGGAAAACAUGAUGGCAACUGUUGUUUGUGGACGGGGGCUUGGGAUCCCUUCCUAAGACUAGUUGCUCAGGGUGGUGCAGGGAAAAGGACCACACCCUGCACCCGCUUCCUACCUUCUCCUCCCCUGCGCGGGGCCCUCACCUGUCCCGUCUGAUGACGUACCAUGUGCCUUUUUCCUCAGCAGUGAGCAGUGGUGGCUAUUCCUGACACAGGCCUAGGGGAAGUGCCAGACUUUGGGGUUUUUAUUUGGAGAGGGGAGUACUUUGGAUAAGUCAGGAGAAACUUUCCUCUGUUCCAUUGCCCUUCUCAGGGACUCCUGAAUAUUCAGCCUCUUCAGGCUGGCAUCCUCUCGCCACCGCAGUGGGAAUGCUGGCCGGGAGAGCCAGCCCACCGGCUUUCCCACAGGCUGCUUGUCUGAUGUGUUCUUUAGCCCUGUACUUCCUGCAUAGUAACUGUGACCAACUGGCCGUGUCAUUGUGGGUCUGGUGUGUGUGUGUGGGUGUGUGUGGGUGUGUGUGUGUGGGUGGGUGGGUGUGUUUCUUCCUGCCUAUUUUGGGUUCCAAAAGUGGGGUGUGUCUGUGUCUGUCUGUAUGACAUCCUUUGGACAUGGGAAUCACAUUCCCUUCGGUUGCAAACUGUGGGGUACCUCCCGAAAGAGAAGCUGUGGUGGGAGCUGCAUGUGGCGUCUCUUGGGUCCCCAGUGCGUCCAUUCUGUUGGGGGCGUGCAGCAGGCCCUGCUGGCUUGUCAGCUGCUGAAGUUGACCUGCACAUGCCUUUUGGGGUAUACUGCUGUUUCCAGUGCCUCCCCAGGACCUUCCCCUGUGCUGUGACCACAUUGUUGCCGGGGGUGAUGGUAUAUUUCACAGGGACCUGCUAGAGCUACUUUAAUUUAUGAUCAUAAGCCUUAGUUUGAUCUAUUACUUGUGGGCUUUGUAUUCUGUGUGUAUCUGUGCAUGUAGUAACACCUAGCAGGAAGAGGUGGGUGGAGUGUCUUAAUGUCAUGUUGCUAGCAGAUGUCACGUUGGUUUCUGCGAUAACUGUACUGUUGUUUGUGCAGUAGAAGUAGUUGUGUGAAAAUACUGCCAUGUCACUUUGAAUAUUACCAGUUUUAUACUUGGAAAAUGGUACUUGCCUCUUAAAUCUUUUGUCUUUAACCUCCCCCCAUCUCAGUUACCCCUUCCUAAUUGCAGCAAUAAUAUCUUUGAAAAAAAUUAAGUAAUAAAAUGUCCCAAAUGUUAAUCGUCAUGAAUGGUUGCAUUUAUUUAUUUAGGCACCAGGCUAGAUCCCGGGUUCGGUGGCAGCAGCCCCUGACCUGGCUGGUGAUGAGACUGCGCCCCCUUCCGGUGGAAUGGUUGUGUGUGGCGCUGAUACUGAGGCCAGUAGAACACUGAGGCGGGGACAGCAGUCCUGCCCAGGUGGAAACACUGUCUUUCCAGCGCCACCAGCAGGGUGAUCAGACCUGUUUUAAGGUCUAGAACUCAGGUCUUUUAGUGACCCGAGGCCUGGGCACCAUCUUAUGUUUCUGUCAUUUUCAUUAUCCAUUGCUGUGUGUACCUUCAUGACAUAUUGGGUCGCCUGGGGUGGCCCCCGGCCAGCUGGAAUAGCUUGUAGCCUUCGUUCGGUUUGGGAGCUGCUAGAACGGCUCGGGUUGUCUGCCAACGUGACUGAGCUGCUUGCGCCAUCAUAACUGAGAAGUCAUACCGAAGGGUUAUUCUGGUUUUGAAGGCUGUCAUUCAGGUGACCCUGCUUUUCAGUGUCUUUCAGCCCACUCAGACUUCCCCAGGAGCAAGCCGAGGCAUGCCACCUGUGCAGUAGUUUUCUGCUCAAUGACUCAGUCCCCUGGGCCUCUGUUUGCUUUGGGGUGCACUCUACACUAUAGAAAGAGGGACUGGCAUGUGCUUGGCUAGGAUACCGGGGUGUUUACAUGCUUAUACCUGCUCCUUACAGGUAUAAACAUUCUCUGUGGGUCCUUGGCAGCAACAAACUGCUGUUAAUUAGGCCCAGUUGUGACACAAGAAAUGGCGAAAGCAAGUUUCAACAACAACCAAGGCUACUGUGGGUUAGCAGAAGUCAGGAUUUGGGAGCCUUUUUUUGAGUUCUUUCUUGCCUUCUUUUUUCUUGGUGCUUUUUUCUUUUUUCU
This is a messenger RNA of Condylura cristata (star-nosed mole), 5079 nucleotides long. RefSeq names its product sphingosine-1-phosphate lyase 1 (gene SGPL1). NCBI's taxonomy places the organism in Eukaryota, Metazoa, Chordata, Mammalia, Eulipotyphla, Talpidae. Bases 101 to 1807 code for a protein of 568 amino acids. Gene Ontology annotation, cellular component: endoplasmic reticulum. The transcript is spliced from 15 exons. Gene Ontology annotation, molecular function: sphinganine-1-phosphate aldolase activity; pyridoxal phosphate binding. The record is from RefSeq and is a predicted model, not a curated record. Gene Ontology annotation, biological process: carboxylic acid metabolic process; sphingolipid catabolic process.